Molecule: messenger RNA, 1530 nt
Organism: Lodderomyces orthopsilosis Co 90-125
Lineage: Eukaryota; Fungi; Ascomycota; Pichiomycetes; Serinales; Debaryomycetaceae
Product: mRNA (N6-adenosine)-methyltransferase
Exons: 1
Coding region: 1-1530 (509 amino acids)
Cellular component (GO): nucleus; RNA N6-methyladenosine methyltransferase complex
Molecular function (GO): mRNA m(6)A methyltransferase activity
Source: RefSeq, a predicted model, not a curated record
AUGGGUACACUCGAAAGCUUUCAACCUUUUACUGAUUUCCUACUUUCCCAAGGGGACAUUAUUCUAUCAAUUCCCAUUAAUGGGGAACUUUGGAAAAUUAGGGGCGUUUUUCAUGAGUUUUGCAAAGAUGAUACCUAUCACAUACCCACCACAUACUCGGAGUUCAUUGAUUACCUUCAACUAUUUCAAAAUCUCAGUGGGAAAUCGUUGCAUUUUUCAACAAAAUUGCCACUUGCAUUGACCAAACUGAUUAAUAUGCCAAGGUUGACGUGGAUCAAUUACACGGCGUUGAAGAUUUUACAUUAUCGGUUAAGGGGCUUGUCACCACCCGAGGAAGAAUUUGUGAAACGAAAGGAGGAGGUGUCAUUGCUUGAAUUUGCUUCACCAAAAGAGUCUAUACCAAUUGAACUUGACAAAGUGACUAGAUUAACAUUAGAGGUCAUAAUUGGGUUUCUUCAUAAAAAUACGGCAAAAACAACAUUGGGAAGAGAAAGAGCAAAAUUGGCAACUUUGAAGGCACCAUUUCCACAUGUAUGCAGUGAUAGUAAGCAUGCAUUGCUGUUGGCCAAUGCUGGAUUAAAUAAGCGAGAGUAUGCCCUGAGUUCAAAGCAAUUAGCUCCAGAUUAUAUCGUUCAUCAAAGAAUACAUCAAUCAAGGAACUUGUUACCUAUUGAAGCUUACCAAUGUUCAUUAAACAAGAUCCACUUUCUUCCUAUUUUGUAUGGUCACACUGAUGUGAAUUUGGGAGAUUGUUCGUACUUAGAUACAUGCCACAAGAUGAAAACCUGUCGUUAUCUCCAUUAUUUCACUUUGAACCCUUGUAAAACGGAGUCAGUGGCGAAGCUGGAGGAAAAGAGUUUGGAUUACACUCUUGGUCAAUGUUUUACUGAAUCCUUUUGCCCAAUCACACCUCCACAAUGGAUCAAUUGUGAUGUUCGGUAUUUGCCUUUCGGUAUAUUAGGUAAAUUUGCUGUGAUUAUUUCUGACCCUGCCUGGGACAUUCACAUGUCCUUGCCGUAUGGAACAUGCAAAGAUGAUGAGUUGCUAGAGUUGCCUAUGCAUGAGCUUCAAGAUGAAGGGAUUAUUAUGCUUUGGGUAACUGGGCGGUCAAUCGAAAUUGGACGUAAAGCUUUACUCAAGUGGGGUUACCAAAUUAGUGAUGAAAUGAUCUGGAUCAAAUUGAAUCAAUUGAAAAGAACUAUAGUUACUGGAAGAACAGGACAUUGGUUAAAUCAUUCAAAAGAGCAUUUGUUAGUCGGACUAAAGGGUAACCCUAGCUGGCUCAACUUGCGAAUUGACACCGAUGUUGUAGUUAGCAGUACGAGAGAAACUUCAAGAAAACCAGAUGAGUUCUACGACAUCAUUGAACGAUUAGUUGGUACUCAUGCAAGAAAAUUGGAAAUUUUUGGACGAACUCACAAUACUAGACCAGGGUGGUUGACAAUUGGUAACCAACUACAAGGUGUAUCAUUACACGAGCCUGAAGUUAAAUACAACUAUGAAAUAUACAAAAGCCAAACCUCAGACUGA